Messenger RNA from Ictalurus furcatus (blue catfish), 2028 nucleotides. It is a transcript of the gene zng1a, whose product is annotated as COBW domain containing. Gene Ontology annotation, cellular component: cytoplasm. The record is from RefSeq and is a predicted model, not a curated record. NCBI's taxonomy places the organism in Eukaryota, Metazoa, Chordata, Actinopteri, Siluriformes, Ictaluridae. The coding region runs from base 210 to 1310 and encodes 366 amino acids. The transcript has 15 exons.
UUUAAGUGAAAUUAGCCUUAUUGGCUGUGAGUUACGAGUUAGUUAAUUAGCUGUGCGGUGAAAUUUACUUGCAAGCACAAGUGUACAGUCCUGCCUGCUACUACAAACGCUGGCACAAACGCUGGCACAAACGCUGGCACAACGAAUACAAGGAGUUGUAUGUUGAAUGCUGUGUGAAAACACUAUUCUCUUUAUUUCGCUAAUACCUUAUGCAGCUUCCGAUGGAUGAUGACUGUCCAGAGCUGGUUCCUAUUGAGGAGAAGAACACGACACCUUCAGCUCAGAUCCCUGUCACCAUCAUCACCGGUUACCUGGGUGCUGGGAAGACAACGCUCUUGAAUUACAUACUGACCGAGCAGCAUAACAAAAGAAUAGCAGUUAUACUCAAUGAGUUUGGUGAAGGCAAUGCUCUGGAGAAGUCCCUGGCAGUGAGCCAGGCAGGAGAGCUGUAUGAAGAGUGGCUGGAACUCAGGAAUGGCUGUCUUUGCUGCUCAGUGAAGGAUAAUGGCCUGAAAGCGAUUGAAAAUCUGAUGGAAAAGAAAGGGAAGUUCGACUACAUUCUUCUUGAGACGACUGGUCUGGCAGAUCCAGGAGCAGUUGCCUCAAUGUUCUGGGUUGAUGCUGAAUUAGGAAGUGAUCUUUACCUGGACGGCAUUAUUACAGUUAUUGAUGCGAAAUACGGAUUGCAGCAUCUGACUGAAGAGAAACCAGGAGGCUUGAUAAAUGAAGCUGUAAGGCAGAUAGCCCUUGCUGAUCUGACAAUUAUUAAUAAAACGGAUCUGGUGAACGAGGCUGAGCUCGAUCAGCUUCGAGACACGGUCAGGUCUAUUAAUGGCCUCGUCAGGAUGCUGGAAACACAAAGGUCUAGGGUCGACUUAUCUCAGGUGUUGGAUCUGCAUUCUUUCGAUACCAAAGAUAGUGUGAGGCUGGCAGAGAAACUACAGCUAAUGAAAACAACACACUCGCAUCUAGACAAGACUAUAUUGACAGUUACAUUUGAAGUACCUGGAAGUGUCUGUGAGGACCAUUUAAAUGUGUUUAUUCAGGACCUUUUAUGGGAAAAGACGUUUAAGAACAAAGCAGGACUGCCUAUGAAUGUCAUUCGCUUAAAGGGCAUCUUGUCUCUGCAUGGUAAGCAGAAGAAGGCAAUGCUGCAGGGCGUUCAUGAGCUUUACGAGCUGGAUGAAACGCCUGAGGCCUGGACAGAUGGCGAGCCCAGGAUCAAUCGACUGGUCUUCAUCGGUCGGCAUCUGGAUGGAGACCUUUUAAAGAAAGAGUUCCUCUCUUUAGUCUCCACUGGAGAGGAUUGAUGGAAUAGAGGCAUCAUAAAGUAGGAGUGUGGAUCUAGGCCAUCCAUAUCCUAUUUCAUAUGAUUAUAGACAAAAUAAAGCUGACCACAGACCAGCACUACUAUUCUAAGAUAAGCAGACUGUAAUUUCAGAUUUUUCCAGUAAUAGAUUAUGGUGCCUGCACAGUCGUUUGCAUUCCCAUCCUUGGUGCUCAUGACUAUGACUGUGACGUUAAGGUACUCGUGUCAGAAAGCUGCAAAGGACAUUGUAUUAGUGAGCUCUUGUGUGGUUACAAGAGUAUUUGUAGUCUGUAAAGUUGUAUAUUUUAAGAUGCUUGGUUUGGGAUGUAAAAGAAAGCUACACUCAACAUUACACAAUGAUUCACUUUAGAAAAAUGGUCCUUCAAGGAUUCUUAGGUGGGUUAUGGGUUGCAGUGGCUAAAAAUAUUCAUGGAGCCCUCUCUUAUGGAGAACCUACGAGUUCUAUAUUCAACCUUUAUUUCUGAGAGAGAACUUGAAUAACCGCUGUCAAACGUGCAGCCAUCACUUUUCACCAAGUUGCAAUGGACUGAUACCUUUACAAACAACUGCUGGUUUUUCUUGUUUGUUUUUUUUAAUUAUUAAUUGCUAGGUUGUUGACAUUCGUGUUGAUGAGCAAAUUUUAAUUAUUGGAAAUUACUGGGUUUAAUGUUUGUUUAACUAUAAAGGCAUUAAUUAAAUAAAUAAUGUUUUAUAUGAAA